Molecule: messenger RNA, 1536 nt
Organism: Rotaria sordida
Lineage: Eukaryota; Metazoa; Rotifera; Eurotatoria; Philodinida; Philodinidae
Source: the annotation of a GenBank genome assembly
AUGUCGAAUUCAAUACAUAUUUUUCAAAUUUAUAAAAAAAAUCAAGAAGAAAAAAUUGAAAUAAUGAAUACAACAAUUGAUACUGAUGAUGAUAUUAAUGGAAGUCUUGUUGAUGAUUGGGAAACUUAUAGAGCUUAUACACGAUUUUAUUACAUAACAGAUGAAGUUUUUCAAUAUGCUAACCCAAUAUUAAUUCUUAUUGGUAUUCCAACACAUGCAUUAUCUAUGGUAAUAUUUCUUCGUAAACGUAUGCGUCGUUAUCCGGUGUCUGUAUUUAUGGCAAUGUUAUCAUUAGCAAAUAUUCUUAUUCUGGCUGGUCCAGUAACCAUGCAAUGGCUCAAUCAUAAAGUGUUUAUUGGUUUUGUUGUAACCGGUUCACGAUUUAUAUGUGCAUUUCAUGUUUAUAUUGAUUUAGUUGGUUCAUCAAUUAAUUCUUGGCUUAUAUUAAUGAUUGCUGGUGAACGUUAUUUAUCUGUAACAAAACCAUUUUUAAUUCGAACAAGUUUUAAUCGUCGACAAGCAUGGAUUAUUGUCUUUAGUGUAUUUUUAACUGCACUUAUAUCACCACUUGGUCUUGCUAUAGUUGCAUCAAAAGUUGACGAUUGUCUUUUAUUUUUUUCUAAGACAUAUCAAAUAAUUGGCUCAAUACAAAUUUUUUUUAUUUAUGUUUUACCAUCAAUAUUUAUAUUAACAUUAAGUAUAAUAACAAUACAAAAAUUAAGGAAUCGUAUACGUACAAGUGGAACUAGACGUAUACAUAUUAGUGUUAUGUUAAUUGCUGUUUCAUUUUCAUUUAUAACAUUUACCAUGCCAUAUCAAGUAUGUUGGUAUUGGUUAUUUUCAACUGCAAUUGGUAGUGUAAAAUUAAAUCUGAAAGUUAAUAUAAUUAAUAUUGGUUCUCGUUAUUUAUCAUUAACAAUACGAAAUUUAAAUUAUACAUUAAAUUUCUUUUUAUAUUCUUUAACAUCAACUGUGUUUCUUAAAGAAGUGUUUACAAUAGCACAUUGUAAUUAUUUUCUUAAUGAAACAUUUCUUGGGCGUAAUUCAACAUUUCGUAGUAUAUGUAGUUUUUUUACUGCAUCCGAUGAACAACGUGAACAACAACCAAUAAAUACAUCUACUGAUCGCCGCAAAUCAAAUAAUAAUAAUAAUAAUAAUAAUAAUAAUAAUAAUAAUAAUAAUAACAAUAAUAAUAAUGUGAACAAUCAUAAUUAUCAAAGUUUUUCCAACCAUUUACAUUCAAAUAGAAAUUCUCUUACAAGUGAUAGUGAAAAAUUGACUAAUCAGUUUUUAAAUGGACAUCUUACUUUAGAUACAAAUAAAACAAAUGUAUCAAUUAAUUUAAAACCAUUAACGACAAAGUCUAAACAAAAAAAAUUAAAAUGGAAUUUAAAACCAACAUGUAAAAGUUUAUCAUCAAGUCAUUUAAAUGAUGAUGAUGAUGAUCAACAACAGCAACAACAACAACAGCGGCAGCAGCAGCAACAACAAUCAUCAUCAUCAAAUAUUCAUGAAAUAAAUAAUAAAGUACAUUAA